GCGCGUGCGCAGACGGAGAGCGCUGAGCAGAGGGGGAGGUGGCCGGCAGCUUGUCCCGCGUCCGCCAUUUUGUUGCUGUGGCUAUUGGGAACCGGCUGGGCAAAAGCACCCCAGAGGCGCGACGCUUCUAGGAGGCCGGAGCUUCGUCUGACAGAGGGCUCGGUGCAGAUCCGUGGGGCUGCGGAGCCUGCAUUUUCCAGCCGGGCAGUUACUGGAGCUACCCGGAUACGCCGGGCAGCCUGCGAUCCCCUGGGCGGCCUCCGCUGUGGCUCAGCUUCUCCCGCUGAGACCCUUGGGCUCUGCCCCGCAUUUCUUGGGCCGGCUGUCUCCGUGAGGCAGCCCCAGAGCAGGCGCGCGCCGGCAGAGGAUGCUGCGGGCCCGGAGCCCAGAGGAAGGUGCUGGUCCGUCCCGCUAAGCGCGCCUCGAGGUGUGCCUAGAGGCCCUAUCACAACCUCGGAGCAACCCGCCAAGUCUUCCAGAACGGGCGAGAGCAGCCACCGCCCGGACCCGAUACCAUGUCCUCCGCCAGGUUCGACUCCUCGGACCGCUCCGCCUGGUAUAUGGGGCCGGUGUCUCGCCAGGAGGCGCAGACCCGGCUCCAAGGCCAGCGCCAUGGCAUGUUCCUGGUCCGCGACUCCUCCACCUGCCCUGGGGACUACGUGCUGUCGGUGUCAGAGAACUCGCGAGUCUCCCACUAUAUCAUCAACUCUCUGCCUAACCGCCGUUUUAAGAUCGGAGACCAGGAAUUUGACCACUUGCCGGCCUUGCUGGAGUUCUACAAGAUCCACUACCUAGACACCACCACCCUAAUCGAGCCGGCGCCCAGGUAUCCAAGUCCACCCAUGGGAUCUGUCUCAGCACCCAACCUGCCUACAACAGAAGAAAAUAUGGAAUAUGUACGGACUCUCUAUGAUUUUCCUGGGAAUGAUGCCGAAGACCUGCCCUUUAAAAAGGGUGAGAUCCUAGUGAUAAUAGAGAAGCCUGAAGAACAGUGGUGGAGUGCCCGGAACAAGGAUGGCCGGGUUGGAAUGAUUCCUGUUCCUUACGUUGAAAAGCUUGUGAGAUCCUCGCCACAUGGAAAGCAUGGCAAUAGGAAUUCCAACAGUUACGGCAUCCCAGAACCUGCUCAUGCAUACGCUCAACCUCAGACCACAACUCCUCUACCUGCAGUUUCCAGUACUCCUGGGGCAGCGAUCAACCCUUUGCCCUCUACACAGAAUGGACCUGUCUUUGCAAAAGCAAUCCAGAAAAGAGUACCCUGUGCUUAUGACAAGACUGCCUUGGCAUUAGAGGUUGGUGACAUUGUAAAAGUCACCAGGAUGAAUAUAAAUGGCCAGUGGGAAGGCGAGGUGAAUGGGCGCAAGGGGCUUUUCCCCUUUACGCAUGUCAAAAUCAUUGACCCUCAAAACCCAGAUGAAAAUGAGUGAUUGCUGUUGCCCUGUUUCCUGCUGCUUUGUUGUUCUGCCUGUCAUAGUCUCCUUGAAGUGGGAAAGCAUUCUCUCUCAUAGGCAAGUUACACUGCAUUGCCAGCAUCCAGCUUUCUGCAGGCUGGAGAUCUCAUCCACAUUUGGAAUGCACACAGCGGCUGCCUCCUGGCGUUUGUAUCAUAGUCGUAUCGUCAAAGAGUAGCCGGUUUUAGAAUUCUUUUGGAUCAUAAACUGGAAAUACUGGUGGAAGCACACAAGUGGAGAGAAGUUGACAAGGAAAGGGUCUUCCUUCUCCUCACUGCCCUGUUUGUACUUGGUACCGACCUGUCAUAUUCGUCAGAGAAAGCUUGAGGCCACAGCGAGAUCCUGCCUUGUUGCUCUUCCACAGAGCAGUGACUCUGCCACCAACUUGUUUUUCCUUCUACAACAGAGGAACCAUAAGGAAGAGAGAAUUCUGUCCUAAACCCCCCACAUAUGGCUUUUCUUGCGUUUUGUUUUGGUUUGGUUUUGGAAGACUUACACUUGUGUGUCCUGAACAGAUUUUUGAGUAGCAGGUUGGAUUUUUGUGAUAGUCCAAGGAAUGACAUGUGCCUCUGAGCUUCUGUACUGAAGCUGCUGUAACUAAAGGAAUAUGAAAAGAACGACCCUGAAGCGGAGGCCUUUACUGUUUUGGUUGCCAAUCAUACCCUGUUUUGCCAUGUAGCAAACACAAAAUCAGCAGUCGUGGUGUGCCAGGCUUUGUGCACAGCCUCUUGGAUUACUGUACCCAGAAGCAUCAGAGCAGAGGGUGAUACUGGGAAACCUUACUUACCUUGUUUGCCAGUGAUAGGAGCAAUGAGGAGGGUGAAGCACUUGGCCAGUUUUCUGUCCAGCUUUUCAGUAAACAUUUCCCUUUAAGAUACAGGACUAAAGUUUCUUCUAAAAUGUAGGUUAUUCAUAGGAUCAUCAGAUUCACUAGUGAAUCAUUAAACUGGAUCAUUCGAUCUCCUUGCAGAAGCCCACCCCAGUUCUCAAGCUGCCAGAGAAAGAUGGUGCUGUUCAUGCUGGUUCCAUGUUCCCGAGCAAAGGAAAUGCAAGCUCAGAAAACUGGUUAGUACACCUGAGAUCUAGUGUUGUAGUGAAUAGGAAGAACCCUUAACCAGUUUACCAUUAACCACUUAACAGUUUGUUAAUGUGAAAGCAUUUUUCUCUUAGCUAAGAGAGGCACUGUUUAUACAAGCCAGCUGGUACAAAUGUGUGAUCAGUCCCUCAUCUGCACAUGGCAGACUAGAAUUCUGGAACCUUUAUAUAGUUCAGUCUGUUUUCCCUUCUGGACCCUGGUGAAGACAGCCCUCAGCUCAGAAUAAACACGCCAGACCUGGAAAUGUAGCAACAACCUAGAAAGUAAUUCUAGCAUUUACAGAGCGUCUGCUGCAACUGUGGUCCUGUCUUGGAGGUUUUGAGGUUUGAAGUGGUACAUUCUGGUGACAGAACCAGCAAAACACCCGUUUCUCUCUUUCUUUUUCAGUUUCCCUGUAACUUGAUAUUUUGUCAGGCUCGUAACUGCCAUUUUAAAGGAUCUUGAGAGUGUUCCUGUGGUAAAAUAAUGGUGAAUUGGAAAAAACACCUCAGCUGCCUGUGUGGUUUUCUUUAAAAAUAUACAGCGCUCCAUGCUUCAUUACCAGUGAAAGGUGUGGCCACCUCCUGCGCUGAAGCCUGUCCCUUGCACUUGCUUUUUCUGCCAAGGUCUGUUGAGUGGGCUUGUUCUCAUUCAGGCUCAUCCUGACACCCACAAGUGGUGGACAUGUGACAGAGUCCCCAAACUCUAUCUGGAAACAGUGCUUGCCUUGUGGCAGUGACCUGGUUCAUCCCCACCCUGCCUGUUACCUGCAGCUAGGUAUCUAGCAGGUGAAAUGUAUGUCUUUCAAGAGGGCCAGGGCCCUGCGUCCUUUUUAAACUAGAUUGAGUUGAAGCGCUUCUUGACACCCUUGAUUAUAGAAGUUGGCUUACAGUACAAGCAGUAAAUGGCCAUUUUGGACAGCUGGGUUUUCUUUCAACCAGGUCUGCUGAUCCGCCCCUUGAGGAGCACUUCAGAAUCAAAACACCUGGUAAACCUAGAGUUUGGUUUCAUAAUGAAUUUCUUCAGCCCGUGUAAAGGUCUCCAGGGCUGCCCAGGAGAUUCUGAGCUUGGAAUAACUUGAGCCUUGAGUUCUGAACUCUCAAGAUAUGUGCCAAAAGUAGUAAUUUUUUGACUUAGAACUUUAUCAGUUUUUUAAUCAAGCAGGGACAUUUCUCUUCUUCACACUAAAUAAUGGAAAGCAGCACCCCUGCGUGGACUUCAUACCCAGCUCCCUGCUGGUCUGAAAAGAGAUUCAUGCUUCGUACAGCAGUGUGAAUUUGACCCAGGGCUAGGUCAUCUUUUAUGAUUGUUCAUUGUUGCUACUUGCUCUGCUCUACUGUGUUGUAGAAAAUGUCUGGAUGUUAAAUUAACUCACUAUGGUUUUUCACCUGGAAAUGAAACAAGUUACGUAGAGGGCAUUGACAUUCUGAUUGCAAAUUUGCUUUCCCUGGGAAGGACCUCCAGUACGGGAGCCUUCCUUGUCACUUCUGCGCUGCGUGGCACCACCUAAUGACAUGCUUAACAAAGAGGAUGCAUGACCAGCUGCCGUUAGAUGACUUUGGUCACCCAGACUUGACACCUCAUAUGCUGAAGGGAAGGAGGGAAAGACUGCUGCCCCUGCUUGGAGCUUCACGCCCCUGGCCUUCCUUCACAGCUGUUUACAGACAAGGCAGGCCCGAGGUGAAUGGCCAACUGCUCUUGUGACAUUCGCUCAGAGGAAUAUGAACUUUUUUUUUUGAAAAGGGAUGAUGUGUUUUUUUUGUGCCAGGUGUUUAUAAUUUAAUCCUUUAAUAUUAUGUUCAUUAACCUCUUAAAAUGAGUGAAUUCUUGAUUGUUUUAACACAGUUCCUAAGACUAAAUGCUUUCUGUGGACACCACUGAGCUCUGCCUCAAACUCCACCCUCUGGGACUGGAGAGCCAUGUCGCCGGUAACUGCUGUCAGUGUGAACACUGAGCUGUUUGUGUGUUAUAAAAGAAGUAGAAGGACAGUUCUCUGAGACAGGAUUGUUGUCCCUGCAGGAGGAACAGUGGCCUUGCUUCUAGACGGUCUUCACUGUGUGUUUUAAAACAACAACAAUGUAAAACUCUUUUGACCUGUAACUUAAAGAUCAUAAACUUCAGGCAAUAAUAUUUUCUGUGUAAGCUUUUAAAAUUAUUUUUGGGGAUCAUAGCUUGUUUUAUUUUGUGCUAUAAAAUUAACAGUAUUAAAUGACUUAUAUUCUUAGAAUACAUUGAGUGUCUUUUCUUAACAGAUUAGUGCCUUUUUAUUUUUGUAUUCUAUUUACGUUACUGGUCCCGGCAUCAAACCCUUGUUUCCAUGGCCUGUUUGUACAUUGUCUCAAUAAAACUUGCAUCAGCCGGUGGUGGCAGCAGCGGC
Molecule: messenger RNA, 4903 nt
Organism: Chinchilla lanigera (long-tailed chinchilla)
Lineage: Eukaryota; Metazoa; Chordata; Mammalia; Rodentia; Chinchillidae
Gene: Crkl
Product: v-crk avian sarcoma virus CT10 oncogene homolog-like
Exons: 3
Coding region: 516-1427 (303 amino acids)
Biological process (GO): positive regulation of ERK1 and ERK2 cascade
Molecular function (GO): protein binding
Source: RefSeq, a predicted model, not a curated record